AUCCAAACUCACAGCACGCUAGCUCUUCAGAACUUGCGGACGAAAGACUGACCGUGCACCGCUAGCAGAUCGAUCGACCAUGGCGUCGUCCUCUCUUCUCCUCCUCGCCGCCGUCGCCCUCUUCGCCGCCUCCGCAGACGCGGCCACCUUCAACGUCAUCAACCGCUGCAAGAACACGCUGUGGCCGGCCGCCCUCCCCGGCGGCGGCGCGCGCCUGGACCCUGGCAAGACGUGGACCGUGCAGGUGCCGGCGGGCACGGCGCACGCGCGGGUGUGGGCGCGCACGGGGUGCAGCUUCGACGGCAGCGGCCGCGGGACGUGCCAGACGGGGGACUGCGGCGGCGCGCUGGCGUGCACCGUGUCCGGGAGAACCCCCGCGACGCUGGCCGAGUACACGCUCAACAGGAACGGCCCGGACUACAUCGACAUCUCCCUCGUGGAUGGCUUCAACGUGCCCAUGUCCUUCCAGUGCCGCGGCAGGGGCCCCAGCUGCAAGGCCGACAUCAACGCCCAGUGCCCCGCCGCGCUCAAGGUGCCCGGCGGCUGCGCCAGCGCCUGCGAGAAGCUCGGCGGCGACACCUACUGCUGCCGGGGCCAGUACAAGGACAAGUGCCCGCCCACGGACUACUCCAGGUUCUUCAAGAGGCUGUGCCCGGACGCCUACAGCUACGCCAAGGACGACCAGACCAGCACCUUCACCUGCCCACAGGGCUCCAACUACGAUGUCGUGCUCUGCCCGUGAGCCACAUGUUCGAGAGAUCAACGACCAUGCAUUCGCAGCUCGCAACAAGUGCACACUAGUACAACUAUACACAAGAAAUAAGAGUCGCGAUAUUUAUUAUUAUCGCGCGUGGAGUAGUUGGUAAAUAAAUCGCUUAUUGCGAGUAUUUUGGCCCAUGAAUAAGGCCUUACUUACUGGCCAUCAUUUCCGACAUAUAUACGUUUGUUCAUGAAUAAAGAAACUUUGCAAAACAGCACAAUAUAUAAUUUAGCACAAUAUAUAAUUUUGGAG
Zea mays is the source of this 1012-nucleotide messenger RNA. Its product is annotated as Osmotin-like protein OSM34. The record is from RefSeq and is marked validated. Bases 80 to 742 code for a protein of 220 amino acids. NCBI's taxonomy places the organism in Eukaryota, Viridiplantae, Streptophyta, Magnoliopsida, Poales, Poaceae. The transcript has a single exon.